This is a messenger RNA of Penicillium verhagenii, 708 nucleotides long. RefSeq lists its product as uncharacterized. The transcript is spliced from 4 exons. Bases 1 to 708 code for a protein of 235 amino acids. Lineage: Eukaryota; Fungi; Ascomycota; Eurotiomycetes; Eurotiales; Aspergillaceae. The record is from RefSeq and is a predicted model, not a curated record.
AUGGCCCCAUUCCGCAACUUCCUUGGCCGGAAAUCCCAACCCAAUGGCGGGGAACCGGACGGCUUCAACGAGAAUAACGAGAACAACCCGCCCAGCCAACCCCAACGUCCUGGUCCCACACCGAUCGAGGUACGGGGAAGUCAAGAUGGCAAUAUCCCCGAGUACAAAUUGAGUGUCGUGAAUGACAGCGGCGUCUAUCUUCCACCCUCACCACCAGAGAAGCAGAGCUUUUGGUCCCGCUAUCCCGGAUCAACGCGGUCGUCUCAUCAUCGCGACCUAGUGGAUGAGAACGAACCAUUCUCAAUAUCGCGCGAAUCCUUCGACUCUUACCGUCGGUCUUUUGACAUUUCCGCCCGCGCCCCAGUAACCUACCCUGAUGCCGUCCCAUCCCGCACCUCCCUCGACUCCCGAUUUUGCCGAGUCACAUCACCCGCCAUGCGAACCACAACCUUCCAAAAGCCCGACGCUAUGAAAGAGGAAAUAUUUGAAGACGUGGGCCUGAAUGAUGAAGCCAAGCCUAAGAAAAAGGGUAUUUUCGCACGAUUUGGCGACUCUUCGGGCGAUGCGCCAUCAUCCGGUAAAUCUACACCCUUUGGGUUCCACAUGCCCGGCAGGAAGCGUGGACAGAGUGGUGGAGGAUCGGAAAUGUGCUCUAUGCCGACACCAGAGCCUGUGGCCGCAUCUACCCCAGAGAUUAAUGCCGAAUGA